Molecule: messenger RNA, 3411 nt
Organism: Linum trigynum
Lineage: Eukaryota; Viridiplantae; Streptophyta; Magnoliopsida; Malpighiales; Linaceae
Source: the annotation of a GenBank genome assembly
UCCACAUUUCCCCCUUCUCAUAAAAAAUCAGAUUCAUCUUCUUCACAUAAAAAGCUUCUCUUCUUCCCAAAAUCGUGAUCAUGUCUCAAAAUAAUCGUCUCCUGAAAUGGACGUAGCCUGAAGAUUAAGUACUGUGCAAGACAUGGAUUAAAAUUUUGAGGAUGGUGUCAUCGGCCAUCAUCAAUGCAUGAUUGAAAUUUGUAGGCGAGGUUGCCUCGCAUUUUUGGAUAAAAGAUGGGGGAUAUAGCAUUCUAACAAAGGCUUGAUUUCUCGAUGGAAGACCACCUCCAUCAAUGUGGUCGUGAAAUGCGAAGUCGAGGAAAGCAAACAUCUUGAGUGGUGUUUUAUCUACCUAUCAUUAUUUGAGGAGCAUUUUGUAUUGAACCUUAAUUAGACUACUCAACCGAGUUGUAGAAGGAGUAUAUAGGUAAGGUUGUGAGGUCGGCGACUAAUGUAACUGCAGAAACUAUCCUACUGCAAGCUAAUAAGAAAACCUGAGAACUCAUGUUCUCAGUGGACUAGUCUCGUUCCUAUUGAAACGGAAAAACUUGAUACCUCUCUUGGUCUCGACAAGUUCAUCGAGAGGGGGUGACAACGUGUGUUUUGACUACCCUACGGCGCAAAAGGGCUACAGGGUUUUCGAUCUGCAGUCGCGAAGCAUUUAUUCUUCUCGAGACGUGCGGUUUGUGGAGGACGUUUUCCCUUUUUGCAUUGCUAAUGGACUGAAUGAUGAGAUUGAUUCACCAUCCAAAGACUUUCCUACUCUCUAUACAGAUCGUGAUGAUAUAGAUGAUGGUCUAGUUAGGAAUAAUGAAGAGUCUACUCAACAUGACGAAGACCUUGGGCCAGUUGAUAAGAAUUUGCAUGAAGACCAUGCACAAGAGGAGAACCUUGAUGUCCAACCCAUUGGAUGAUGAAGCAGACAGUGCAGCGACCUCUGAAGUUGAUGCCACACCUCCUUUGCUACGAGGAACGCAAGCUGAACACCCCCCACCUGGUUUGGUUGAUAUAUACGAUAAUCAACUCCCAGGAAAGGAGCAAGUAUUUGAAUCUACUUAUCCACUUGCCAAUCAUGUUAGUUAUCCUCGUGCUCACUGUGCUUAUCUUGUAGCUUUACCCAAGAUUGAAGAACCCAAAUCCUUUCAUUAGGCUAUCUAGACCCCAGGUGGCGCGCAUCCAUGCAGAUAGAAGUAACAGCUCUCGAGGAAAACAACAUGUGUAACCUUGAGUAUUUACCACCUGGGAAGAAAGCCAUUGACUUGAAUUGGGUGUUCAAAAUAAAAUACCGACCUGAUGGUUCGGUGGAACGAUUCAAAGCUUGGUUGGUUGCAAAGGGAUUCACCCAGCUAGAGGAAGUGUAUUUCUGUGACACUUUUGCCCCGAUGGCCAAGGUGGUCACUAUUUGUUUACUAAUUGCCAUUGCAGUUAGCAAAGGCUGGCCCCUAUAUCAACUGCAUGUGAACAAUGCCUUUUUGCAUGGAGAUCUUGAAGAAGAGAUGUACAUGAAAGUGCCACAGGGUUUUGAUAAAGAGGGUGACAACAACGUUUGUAGGUUGAGGAAAUCUCUAUAUGGGUUGAAGCAGGCAUCAAGGAAUUCGUACCAGAAGUUUACACUGGCAUUGGGUAGCUUAGAUUUCAGCCAUCGCGAGCAAAUUAUUCUUUACUGAUUCGUCGUCUAGGAAAGAGCUUUGUGGUAGCUCUUAUAUAUGUAAUGACGUUAUUCUCACAUGGAAUGAUGACACCUUCAUAAAUGGAGUCAAGGAGUUUCUAGCCAAGAAGUUCAGUAUCAAGGAUCUUGGAAAUCUGAAGUACUUUCCAGGGAUAGAGGUGGCGUGUUCAGAUGAGGGAGUAAUCUUGAUCCAAAGAAAAUACUUUGGACAUCUUUAAAGAUGCAGGAGUAACAUGAGCACGUCCCAACAACUUCCCAAUGGAGCAAAACCACAAUUUGACUUGGCCAACUAAUGAGGCUGGAGAAGAUGCGAGUGGCUAUAGUAGGAUGAUCGGGCGGUUGUUGUACUUGAUUGUGAGGAGACCCGAUAUAUCCUACUCGGUAAACAUACUAUAACAAUUCAUGCACCCUCCUAGUCCUGAACAUAUUGCGGCGAAUACGAGGAUUAUGUGAUAUUUGAAGACAACAAUUGGUCAAGGUUUGUUUUUCUCGGCUAAUGGAGAUCUAGAACUCGUAGCUUAUUGUGAUGCAGACUGGGCAGGGUAUAAAAAAAUGUGACAAUCUACCAUCGGUUAUUACAUACAGCUUGGUGGGGCACCGAUCUCGUGCCAAAAGAAGAAACAACGGGUUGUCUCUGGGUCUUCCGCUGAAGCAGAAUACAAAGCCAUUGCGAGCAUAGUGAGCGAAGUUCUCUGGCUACGUUUCUUGCUCGGGGAACUUGGAGUUCCUCAUACCGGAGCUAAUCCUCUCUUUUGUGAUAAACAUGCAGCACUAAAUAUAGAUGCUAAUCUGGUCUUUGAUGAACCAACUAAAUACGUCGAGAUGGACUGUUAUUUCAUUGACGAGCAGGUUUAGUCACGAGAGGUCAUUCCCCAAAAGAUCAACACCACCUCUUAGUUAGCAGAUAUCUUUACGAAGGCGUUGGGCACAUAUUGGUUCUAUUUCCUGUUGUGCAAGCUCGGCAUUUGAGACCUUCAUGCUCCAGCUUGAGGGGGAGUGUUGAGUGGUGUUUUAUCUACCUAUUGUUAUUUGAGGACCAUUUUGUAUUUAACCUUAAUUAGAUCUAUUACUCAGUCGAUUUGUAGAAGGAGCAUAUAUGUAAGGUUGUGAGAUCGACGACCAAUGUAACUGUAGAAACUUUCUUACUGCAAGUUAAUAAGAUCCCGUCCACGAUCUGUGCUCUUCUGGCUGCAAACUAGUCCGUCCUCCGAUUGCCUAUAAAUGGGAGACCUCUUUCCCCCUUUUAGAUGAGCUAAUUUGGAGAGAAGAAUUUAUGGUUUUAGAAAGAGAGGGGAGAGAGAAGCUGAACGAAAGAGAUUAGGAGAAGAAUGAGCUAGAAGAGAGAUAGCAUCUUCCUCAACCUCAAGUCUUCUUCAAUUUCUUCUAUGUAUCUUCUUCCCUCCUUUAUGGAGUAAUCCUCUAAGGUACUAGGGGCUCUAAACCCCAAAAUGCUAGUUUUUGGGUUUACUAUGUAUGUAUGGAUAUUUUAGGGUUUGAAUGAAUGAAUGUGUUUAUCUAGUUGAUUCUAUCCUUGAUUAUGUUUGGGUAAGUCGCCCUAAUAUUCUCUAUUAGCCUACUUUAUGCUUCUACGCUGGGUAUGGAGUUUUAGGGUUAGACGGGUAUGCGCCAUUAAGCAAAUCGAGGUAGAUGUAUGAAUAGUGACCUAAGGUGGUCGAGGCGACCGAACCCACCCUAUAGGUAGCCAUCCGAGAUAGAACCCGAGAUAAAACUUUGGUUUGGAC